This is a messenger RNA of Archocentrus centrarchus (flier cichlid), 1350 nucleotides long. RefSeq names its product proteasome (prosome, macropain) assembly chaperone 1 (gene psmg1). Gene Ontology annotation, molecular function: proteasome binding. Gene Ontology annotation, cellular component: endoplasmic reticulum. The transcript is spliced from 7 exons. The coding region runs from base 90 to 929 and encodes 279 amino acids. The record is from RefSeq and is a predicted model, not a curated record. Gene Ontology annotation, biological process: proteasome core complex assembly. Lineage: Eukaryota; Metazoa; Chordata; Actinopteri; Cichliformes; Cichlidae.
GCUGCCGGCGGAAGUGGUGGACUGCAUGUCAUGGCUACCUGUCUAAAAAUCUAUAACUAAACUUUCACUUUGUUCUCGAAACAGCGGCUAUGGCGACGUUUUUCGGGGAGGUAUUGUCAGUUUACUCUCGGGCUGUGGAGGAAGAGGACGAUGAUCUCGGUGAAAAUGAGGAAGACGAGCAAAUCCGCAGAGAGCUGGAGGAAAAGAGGGAGGUUCAUCUGCACUGGAGCCCUCAAGUCUCCGAGUCACUGAAGUCUGGAAACAAGUUGCGGUGUUCGGACUUCAUCCUCGCUGUGGGACAAAAUGCUUCCAGCUUUCUGUCAGCAUACAUCCUCUCCUCUGCAAACUGGGAAGCAGUCGGACAUGCAUCAGUGUGGAACGAGAGGAGCCGAGCCGUAAGCGGGCAAAGCAGCGAGGAAUCGUCGUGCAUUUUCCACAGACACAAGGACAACCCAUCAGUUUUGAUGUGCCAGGUGACGUGCUACAUUGCAGAAGACCAGCUUUUUCAAUGGACAGAAAAGGUGUUUGACUGUCUGCAGCACAGAGAGCUGAAUGUGACGGUGCUGUCAGACAGCUCUGUGGCUGAUUACAAGACAGCGGACUACCUGUGCAGCAGCUCCGCUCCCUUCCUGCGGUCUCUCCACACCAGUGCUUUCAGUGAUCAGCCUGUCUGCCAAUCACUGGAGCAACCCAACAUAGUUACUGGGCUUUCAGCUGCAGUGCUGAACCACUGCCAGGUCCACCGCAUCGCCACUGUUGUUUACCAGUGUUACAGUGAUGUCAUUGGCCCCGACUCUAUCACCAUGGAGACCUAUAAGCCCGUGCUAACCAAGCUUGGCAGGUCCAUACAGCUGGAGCCGUCUCCGAGCACAGACGCCCUCCGCAAGUUUGUCAGGACCACCGACCUUCAGAGCAAUCUUUAUAUCUGAUGGAGUCCAUGCUGCACACUGCGCAGUGCAAUUUAAUUCUAUUUUUCUCUGGUAAUAUGUUGUCAUUUUUAAAACAAAUAAAGAUAUUAAGAAAAACAACUGUCUGUAAAUCUUAGCAGUUUAAUGAGUUACUUCAGUCUGAACAUAAAUCACGGGUCCUAAUAGUUUCCAAAGAAAUGCAAAUGCAUGCUGAGAGGAGUUACAGCAUUAUGGGAAACAUCUGUAAACUCUUCUCUUCUGUAAUUUCUCAGGAAUUCUAAGUUUAAAAGUUGCACAAAGAGAUACAGACAGAACAUGUCAAAACAUUUUUAUCGGGGAUAAAAACAGUUGCAGUUACCGAUUUGUAAACGGCUCAAAAUUCCCUUUGCUUCAUCUGUUUUCAUUCCUCUCUGAUUCCCGAAUAAAGUCCUUUUAUAAAUAA